GCAAGGUCUUAUCAAAAUAUAAAAGUAUAUGGAUAAAAGAUGGAUCACCAUUAUGUGUUCAUACUCAUAAUCAGUGUUUAGCUUUAAAGAAGAUUCUAAACGAAAAGUACAAUAACAAAGUUGUCAUUAGUUAUGGUAUGAGAUAUGGAGAAAGGUCCAUAAAAAAAGGUUUAGAAUAUCUACAAAAAGAAAACAUAAAUAAACUUUUAGUCCUGCCAUUAUAUCCACAAUCAGCAGAAUGUACUGUUUCUUCAACUUUAGAUUGUAUAGGUAAAAAUUUAAAAAAUUGGAGUAAUGUACCUGAGCUCAGAUUUAUAUCUGGAUAUUGUUUGAAUGAUAUUUUUAUAAAUACAAUGAAAGAAAAUAUUGAAAAUUAUUGGGAACUUUAUGGUAAAAGUAAAAAGUUAAUUAUUUCGUAUCAUAGUUUACCUAUAAGAAAUGUUAUUCAAGGAGAUUUAUACCCUUUCUUUUGUAUUGAAAGUACAAAAAAAUUAGUGAAGUCAUUAAAUCUUAAUAAAGAUGAUUAUAUAUUAGUCUUUCAAUCAAACAUUAAAGGACAACAAUGGGUAAAACCAUGUAUUGAAGAUACCAUAAUAAGGCUAGCUAAACAAGGAUAUAAACAAAUAGAUAUUGUUAGCCCAUCUUUCUCUUCAGAUUGUUUAGAAACAUUAGAAGAAAUAAAAAUACAUUAUCAACAAUUAUUUCGUAAAUAUUCAAAUGGAAAUUUAAGAUAUAUAAAUUGUUUGAAUGAUACAACAAUUGGCAUAAAACUAAUAAUGAAUCUUAUAGAACAAAAUAUAAUAGGAUGGGUGUAA
This is a messenger RNA of Plasmodium reichenowi, 815 nucleotides long. RefSeq names its product ferrochelatase, putative. Lineage: Eukaryota; Apicomplexa; Aconoidasida; Haemosporida; Plasmodiidae. Gene Ontology annotation, biological process: heme biosynthetic process. The record is from RefSeq and is a predicted model, not a curated record. The annotation marks the transcript as partial. Gene Ontology annotation, molecular function: protoporphyrin ferrochelatase activity. The transcript is spliced from 2 exons.